AUGGCACCCUCCUUUGGUCGUCCGAGCCCACUGGGCCGGUCCGACCACAACACGCUCAGUGCGAGUGCGAGUGCGAGUGCGAGUGCGAGUGCUAUUAGUGUCAGCACUUCUUCGGCCGGUCCUUCUCGGUUGCCCAGCGAUCACCACGACCAGGGCGGUCACAACAUGCAAGUUCAACCACAGUCCAGUCUUGCUUCACCGAACUCACCCACUCGUCUCACUCCCCUCCACAGGCCAUUUGCGACCGCAUUGCACCUGCUCGAGUCGGCGGCGUCGUCGUCGUCGUCGUCGUCGUCGAGCUCGAGCUCAUCCUCCACCGCGGUCGACAACGUCCAAGCCUUCCUCGAACGCAACUUGUCCCAACUCGUCAAGCCGUACGAGCCCUUCACACGCUCUCGCAAGCUUACCGGUGCCGUCGUACCCGCCCACAACCCGGGCAAGGGCAAGCAGUCGCACGGCGUUGAUGAUCUCGCGCACCGGUUCCAGAUCGACCAACACAGCGCUCGCAUCGUAUUACAGAGUGUGUACGACGGCGAGCGCACCGUCGAGGACGAACCACUCUCGGAGGACCACUGGGAUCGCAUCACCGCCUACGUCUUUGAAGAACGUAUGGCCAUUCUCGCCAUCGUCGCACUCCUGCUCAGAGCCCGUCAGUGUCCGGUAGCUCUCUAGGUGCACCAGCGCGGUCGCUGACUCCGUCCUUCCACACCACAGAGGACGGCCCAGAUACCGAUAACCCGGUCCACCAGCUCUCGACCCGGCUGCUGCCUUCGAUCCUCACCGCCGACUUUGCCUCGUCCAUACUCCGAGCCUUUGUCCAGCGCACACGCGAUGCGCUGCCCGACGCCGUUCGAACGUCCCCGACCCACUCCCUCUUCUGGGCGAAGCAACUCCUGCGCGAGCAAAAAGCGCUGCUCGAGAUCGUCUUUCUCAUAUUUUACUCGCCCCUGCCUCCCGACGGUCCGAUACUCUUGGUCGUGCUCGAGACCAUCGCCGAGACGCAGUGGGGGCAACGGCAAAGCUUGUUCGGCUACUUUGACAAGGAGGCGGCCGUUAUCGUCGCCGAAAUUGGCCACCUGUGGACCAUCUUGGCGAUUGAAGCGCUCAAUCUUGAACUGGCGAUCGAGGUUCCCUAUCCGAUACCUGCGCCGGGCGAAAAGUCCUUGCCAACGACGAGCAUCUACCACGCCGACAACCUCAAGAGCAUCAACGCAGCCGUCGAAGCGCUCGUGCAGGUCGAUACCGAGAGGGCCUCGCCGAUUCUGCUGGGCUGGGCGUUCCUCCUCUCCAAAGUGACGGCGUCCCUGAUCGACCGAGGUGUUCCCGAGGCGUACCACGACUUUGCAUCCCAGUCCUUGCGCGUCGAAGCACCUUCCACCUCCUCCUCGUCGAGUGCACAGCCCUUGUUCCAGCUCUACGCCACCCACGCCCUAUCUCCAAGCUCCGGCUUCUUCACCGCUUUGCUCGCGAUCCUCGAUUCGUCCUUACUGGGCGGCUCAUCAACCUCGACCUCGAAUUCGGUCGAGCCCAACGCCGUGGGUUAUCUUUCCGUCCUGCGAGGUCUCGUCACCUGUCUCCCGCUUUUGAUACGACUGUCCUUCCUCACCUCGGAACAACUCUCGGCCCACUUCAAAGUCUUCAGCUCGCUCUUCGACAACCGCUCUGCUUCGAUCCUCUGCGUUCAAUUCUGGCAAGAUCAAGGCGUCGAACUGCUGCGCUCCGCGUUUGACGCCUCGGCCGAUGCGUCGAUGAUGAUGACCUUUGACGAACGCACGUCGCAGAUGCUCGGAGAACUGGAGACCAUCUCGAUAGCCCAAGCCCGGUUCCCCGUGCAGUUCACGGGUUUCGCUUCGAUCGUCAGAGCGCUCUGCGUUGGAGUCUCGGGCUUGCUACCCGACACUUUGGACGAUGCGACGUCGAGCGCGACAAUAGAGGCUGAAGAACUGGCUUCCAAAUGCGCCGCCACCGCCUUCGAGUGGCUCGCCGCGUUGGACUCGUUGACGUGCAUCGUCCCUUCCGCACCAUCGAUGACACCUUUACCUUACGAAGUGGCCGUUUACCCCACCGUGACGUAUCGAUCGAUUCGACCUAUCGUCCUUUCGCGGAGUUUAUCGAUCCCCGUGGGUGUGAUGGGCAAGUUGGUAAGCCAACAGGGGCAAAAGCCAGUCGUCGUACAGUGGGACCUCAAAUGGUCCGCUUGGAGGCUGUUUGGGGAUGUCCUCGAAACCUUUGCGGGAGGUCGUCGACAGUCGAGCGCAGCGAAGGCUCGACAGCAACCCAAGAAAAAGGACGGCGGGGCGAUCGAGGACGUCUUUGGCGAUGAUUCCGCGACAAGGUCGGUUCACACGUUGCCGAUCGAAUGGGAGGACGAGCAGGCACAAGAAGAGGACGUCGUCGUCGUAUUGGACAUCUUUCGAGCGAUGCUCAAGAACGAUCCGUCGCUCGGAACGACACUGGUCGAACAUCUCACCGUUCCGCAAUCGGCGAGUGCGAAGUCGGAUGAAGAGAACGAUGCACCGAGGUACGACCUGGUCGAGGUCUUGUUCCGCAUCCUUGAUCGGGUCAUGUCGACCCCUUCGCGAUCGGACGUCUCGACACGAUUGGUCAGCUCGUUGCUCGGCUUGAUCGCUGCGCUCUUGCCUUCCUACCCUGGGGUAUGCUGGACGCUUCUUCGAGGGUCCGAUCUGCUCUUCCCUUCCACUUCAAAAGCGAGCUCCGCAACGAGUGGCACCUGGAACCGUGAUGGAUCUGGAGCAGGACGGCAUUCGAUUUUGGUGAACGAAAGGCUGCCUGGGAAGUAUCCCAUCACUUUGGCAUUGCUGUCCCUCGUUCGAGCGCUCGUCCUCGAGGAACAGGUUACCUCCGCCGCCAUCAGCGCCGAUUUCGAGGAGAUCAAAAUCGACGUCUUGGUCCGCGCAUUGGCUUGGGUUCGCGAUGAGGUGUGGCCUUCGUAUUCGAGUUGGAGGUUCGUGAACCUUGGUGAGAAGUACGAGAUCGCUCGAAGGAUCGUGCAACUCUACUCGCUCGUACUGGAAGAAGGUGAACUGGCGUCGGGAGCGAGUCAAGGACAUUUCCCACCCGUCGCGACGAUCGUCUUGGAUGCGUUGUUACUUCGAGCUACGGUCGGGCAGUUGUCGCCUCUCAUCACGACCAUCUUGAAUGGUCCGGACCACAUCAUCAAUUUGCGCAAAGCGAUUCGAUUCCAUGAAGCACAAGGCUCGGAGGAUUUAAUCGUUGCCUCACUCUCCCUUGUUCGGAAAUUAUUGAGGAUCCGCCAACGCAUCCGAGGGAUGUCGACGUCAUUGUUUGAGAAACUCGUUCUUUCACCUUCCAAUACCGAUGGACUUUCCCUCGCAGCAGCUUCGAACCUCGCUUUCGGCAGCGGGAGUACCGCCAAAUCCACCCGAGUCGAAUGGGUCGAAUGUCUAGCGCAAUUCAUCGUUUCACCCUUGGAUCACAAGGUGUCGAUCGAAGCAGCAAAGGUGAUGACGUUGUUGUGUUUGGGCUCGGCGAACGCGACGCCGAGACCACCAAGUUUGACGGCUUUACUUGGGGGAGCGACAAGGAGUCAGGAAUGGGUAAACAAGGUGCUGCAGAUUGCGGCGAACCCCAUGGGGACGGAGACGUUGCAGGUUGCUGUUUGGGAUAUGGUGAGUUGAGGAAGUCUUCAGUGACGACGAGUGGUUCGAGGCUGAUCCGAGGUCGAGCUCUUGUUUUCAUUGCAGAUCUCUUCGAUCGUAGAGACGCAACCUAGCUUGGCCAUUCUCAUCGUCACAGGUCGGCACUUCCCCUUCUCCAUCGAGGGCGACCAAGCAAAACUCCUCGAACCAGCCGACGCAGGCAAAGAGAACAAGGCCUUGACGGCGGCCGAAGAAGACGCUCGAGCGUUGUACAAAUCCUUGGCUCCACCGGCGAUCAAACCUCUACCUCGCACGGCUCUGGGCGUCGCCCUGGAAACGAUCGGGAUUUGGAACGAGACGUGGACUGAUCAACCUGGUUUACUCGCGAGCGUGUUGCGGUUCUUUGAUUUCGUCUUCCAGCAUCUCGUCGAUUAUGGAGACGCGUUGGAUGACUUCCGGGGUCGACCUGCACCAUGGGACGCGUUCGUCAAAAUUGCGUUCAAGAGUCUUGGCGAGUCGGAACCGGAUGAUGAUCAAGGGGUUAGGGAUUACUGUCAUCGAGUCAUGGCCAAAGCCCAUGCCGUUCGAGUACUAGCUCUCGAUAUCGGCGUCGUCCUCGAACGACCUUCACCCGCUGCUGCGACGAGUGCCACGGCGUUGAUCAAAGCCCUAUCGGACAAGACCCAAUUGUCGAACGCCCUACAGACCGCGAUGGACUCGUCGUGCGCUUCGCAAUUGCAAAGUGGCGUUUUCGACUUGUUACGCGAGUCGUUCCCCGAGAUCGAUAUCGAGACCCUUCGAAUGCCCGCUCAAUCGCACCCGCUCGAAGGAUCGCGGGAAUACGGCGCGGCGUACCUCUACUCGCUUUCGAUCUUGCGCCGUCGGUUGGAUGGGUUCAUGUCCGAAGCCAAUGCGGCGAAUUUGGGUCCCGAGGCGUUCAGUGAUGUGAUUGAGCAGACGGGGAAACUUAACCUCAACUUCUCGCUCGUUGAUGCGCAAAUUUCGCACACUCGAUCGUGGAGACAGUUGCUCGAAUUGGCGUUACCGCUGAUCAUCAACCACCGAGCCGCAUCAGUGACGGUGUUGGACGUCGCGGCCGACCUCGUCACCAGCUCGAUUGCCGAAGAGGAUCGAGGUGGUCAGAUCGUUCUGACAGUGCAGAAUGAACGCCUGUCGAUCCUCUUGAUCAUGAUCGAGGUCCUGCAAGGACUCGAGCUGGACCAGGUUUGGGGACAGCUCGUCAAGCUCAUCGAUGGGAUCGGUCGAAUCUUCUCGAGUGAAACGCUCGAACCCCUCGAGUCUGUGCAUCGCCGAAAUGCACCCAUGUUUCAUCAGACUUUAUUCCGUAUCGCCUAUUUCGCUUACCGCAAACUGGCUGGAGCGGAUCGAGCGAGCUUUUCGGCGGAACAACAAUCGACGAUCGCGGGUGCGACCGAAAUCGUCCUGAGGUCGAUGAUCACUGCCGCGCAUGAUUUAUUCGUCAUCGCGCGAGCUUCGCAAGAUCCCGAUGUCGAGCAGGAUGUCGCGCUUGCGAGUGCGGUGCUUUCCCAACUCGUACAUUCGUCCUUCAUCCCUCAUGCGGGCGUAUGGCUCGCCCAUUGCCAGGAGGAAGAUUUCUUCCGCGCCGCUUUCAAUGUCUUUGUACAUAUGGAUCAGAUCAAUGGUCGGCCGUUGUAUGCACAGCAUGUGCUCGACCUUUGUCUCGCCAUCGCCACUUCGUCAGCUCGAGCGGCCGAACAGAUGGCUCUCGAAGGGUUGAUGACAGCCUUGACGAACAACGCCCUCAGCUCUGCAGCCGAAGCAGGCACGAUCUCGAUCACCGCUCGUGAUGGCUCCUCGCAACGAUCAUACGAACACGAGAUGUGGACUUCGAUGCUCAAACUCGUCGUCGCGCUCAUCGCUGCUCUCGGCGAUUCGACUCAAUUCGUCGAACUCGAAGUCACGGGGUUCGUGCGUCUGCAUGGCCAACAGAUCGCCCGCGCGAUGAGCUGGAACGCCGAUUCGGUCAUCAGUCUUCCAGGAUUAGAGGAGCUUGCAAUUUCGAUGGCGUUGAUGCACGGUCUUAUCCGACGAGCUGCGUUCCUCGCCGAUUCUCAAAAAGGGUCGAGAGGGCCCGCAUCCCUCCGUGAAGGCUCAAUCGGGAUCGAAGCCGUCGCCACCAUCUUUGCCGAACAAUCCCUCCAUCUCCUCCAACACAUCGUCUACGCGAUCCUACACCCGAACCAUCUCUCGAACCUCAUCGAACCCACCAAUCCCGAAGAACGAAGUUGGAUCGAAAAGGAUGCUUCGACGUCGGUGGACCCGAAUGGAGACCUGAGUAAACGACCGGUUGUAGCGGCCGUGACGCUUGCUUUGUUGCAGUUGGCGAGGGGAGUGGUUGAUGCUUUGGUCGCGCAUACGAACGCUUUCAAAGUUUUAUCGACGGAUCCGACGGAAUGGAGAACGGAUCGAGCGAUUGUCAUUCCUGUGAGUUUCAGCAGCGCUGCAUCACCAGAUUUAGACUAGACUCAUUCAGUCUUGCUCGUCUCGUCCGCUUAGACCGCUACGGUGAGCUCGAACGAAAAAGCUUCGAUUGGCACACUGUUCGACCUCGCAUCGUUCUGCCUCGACACAUUACGCCAAUCGCCACCCGCCGCAUCAUCGACGACUUGCACCAGCUCGAUCACGCCUUUGACCCCUUACUCCUGGAGAACGAUGCAAAGUUCGACCGCACAAACUCUCGAAGGCGUCUUGCUGCUCUCGACGUCUCAAUUGGCAUUGUGGUUGAGCAAACCGGAUCCUUCACCUACCCGAGCGUCAAUUGCGAUGCGAAGAGAGAUCUCGGGCGAGUUGGCGACCGAUCUAGGGGGGAUACUGGAUCGGGCAGGGGCUAGAUCGACCUCUGCUCUAGGAGGGGUCAAAGGGGCGAAGGAAGGAGCCGCCACAAGUGGGGAGAUGAUGAAGGUGUUGAAGAUGUUUGUGGUGGCGAGAUUGGUGGAGAGGUAG
Molecule: messenger RNA, 6605 nt
Organism: Microbotryum saponariae
Lineage: Eukaryota; Fungi; Basidiomycota; Microbotryomycetes; Microbotryales; Microbotryaceae
Source: the annotation of a GenBank genome assembly